Messenger RNA from Nylanderia fulva, 1159 nucleotides. It is a transcript of the gene mbf1, whose product is annotated as multiprotein bridging factor 1. Gene Ontology annotation, cellular component: nucleus. NCBI's taxonomy places the organism in Eukaryota, Metazoa, Arthropoda, Insecta, Hymenoptera, Formicidae. The record is from RefSeq and is a predicted model, not a curated record. Gene Ontology annotation, molecular function: DNA binding.
CAUAUCACAUGGAAAAUAGCGACGUGAACGUGAAGGUGAACGUAAAAAUUGGACGAAAGUACGUGCGGAACUGAUCUCCUUCAGGGCGCGAUCUGAUGUUCGCGAAAUUGCGGCUUCGCGCCGGUCGAUCGAGCGGCCGCGUUGCAUGACUUUCGGAACUCGGAACGUCCGCGCGAGGCGGAGAGGAAGAGGAACCUGCUGGAAAGAGCGCAACACGACCGAGCACAGCCGGAGAGCGUAGACUACAGAGCCAAGCGGUGAUCGUAGCUAUAUACUUGGGAGAAACAGUUUUAACGCGAUAAACACGCCGACCACGUUUUUACAACAUGUCAGAUUGGGACACCGCGCCUAUCACGUUGCGGAAACGCGCUCCUAAAUCGUCCACGCUCAAAACCGAGAAGGCGGUGAACGAUGCGCGACGACAGGGUUUCACCGUCGAGACGCAAGCGAAAUUAGGGGGAGGCGGUGCUAAUAGACAGCAUGUAACUACGAAAAACACAGCUAAAUUAGAUCGUGAGACAGAAGAGUUAAAACAUGAUCAAAUUCCACUUGAACUUGGUAAACUCAUCCAACAAGGACGGCAAAACAAAGGAUUAUCCCAAAAGGAUUUAGCUACAAAAGUAAAUGAAAAGGCACAAGUGAUUAAUGACUACGAAGCAGGACGUGGAAUACCAAAUCAAAUGGUUAUUGGCAAAAUCGAACGAGUACUUGGAAUUAAAUUGCGCGGCAAAGAUCGUGGAAAACCGUUAACGACCCCCGGGACGAAGAAGUGAAUCUCGGGGGGAAACUCUACUUUCGAUCCUUACAUACUUCCCAAGAAAGAACUAUGAUGAAAGAUGGUAGAAUGGAAUGCAACAAACAAACCCCUACUCUUCUUUCCUUUGGUUACAUUGAUAUUGAAUGAUAAAAAUGGGUUAUAAUUAACUUGCCUUUAUGGUAAAAGAAAGAUAUUUUAGGAUAUCACAUGUAUGCGAAGUAACAUACAAUGUAUACAGUAAUAUAGUGUAACAUUAAACAAGGCUUAUUGAGUUACCUUCGCAUAAUCGUUUAUAUAUUAUAGAUUUUCAAGUGUACAUUACUAAUACUAAUUAUGAAAUAAUUAUGAAAUAAGAGCGAAAUAUGUUUGAGUGGCAGAAUAAAAUUCUUAAUUUAUGAUAAA